Messenger RNA from Onthophagus taurus, 4028 nucleotides. It is a transcript of the gene Elp1, whose product is annotated as Elongator complex protein 1. Gene Ontology annotation, molecular function: protein binding; tRNA binding. Gene Ontology annotation, biological process: tRNA wobble base 5-methoxycarbonylmethyl-2-thiouridinylation. The record is from RefSeq and is a predicted model, not a curated record. Gene Ontology annotation, cellular component: elongator holoenzyme complex; cytosol. Lineage: Eukaryota; Metazoa; Arthropoda; Insecta; Coleoptera; Scarabaeidae.
AUUCCGCGUGGUGGCGCUAAAGUCGUUAAACAAAAACCGUUACGAUUGCCCAUUUUGUUUUAUACAGUUUCGAACUGUUAACAGCUGCGGUGUAGUUUCGGUGUUCGUGCAAUUUAGUUUGUAAUUUUCAAUGGUUCUUCUUUGAUAAAAGGAUUUUCGGUUAGGUUGCCACAUUUUUUUGACCCGCUUCAAAAUGAAUAAUUUGCAUAACAUGAAUAACAUCCAUGUUAUCCAGACGAAAGUGGAUCAUAUUCCCGCGAUUCCGGGCGAAGUAACCGGAUUAGUUCACUCCGGAAAGCUCUACUACAUCAUCGUAGGCAAAGCUUUGCACAUAUUUGGGAAUAAAUGCCCGAUUAAUGUUCCAUUAAGCCCACAUCCCCUCUUAGAUACAAUUGCGUACUAUCCUAACGUCCUGGAUAAGAAGAUAUUUGUUUCUGAUGGCUACAAUUUUUAUUUCGAGAAGAUCGGCCAAAAAGAGUGUCUUCGUAUUCAAUGCCCGAAACGAAUCGUUGCAUGUGCCUACUCUCCGCUGCUCGAUAAAUUGGUAUAUUUAGACGACGAGAAUGGUGUUAGUCUUUGCGAUAUCUACCCCGAGUUGGGAACUGUGGUUGAAGAAGCUAAAUGGUCACUUUCUGAUGUUCCUCCAGCACAAAUUAAUGUUCAUUGGGGAGCAAGGUCGACUCAAUUCGCUGGAUUUGAUAAUACUACACAUGUUGAUCUUGUUCGAAAAGCUAUUGGAACACCCUGCACAGAUGAGAUACCUCAAAUAUUAUGGCGACCGGAUGGAAAAUGUUUUUUAAUAAGUUAUAAAUCAGAUACGAUUCGUUGUUUCAAAAUUUUUUGCGUAGCUCGUGGGGUUAUAGCAAACAGCGAAUACAUCCCCGGUUUAUUAUCGCCGAUUUCGUGGCAACCUGUAGAUUAUAUGAUUGCGACCGCUUGCUGUAGCGAUAAUAACUGGAAGAUAAUGAUUUAUGAGCCAAACGGCUGCGCAAAACUAGUACAUUUGAUGGUUAAUAACCUGAAAAUCGCCCAAUUAAAAUGGAGUAAAGAUGGUAAGAUUUUGGCGGUUUUGGAAGAAAAUGGGGCUUCGUCGAAUGUUCUUUUGUUCACGAUUACGGGCUAUUGUUUCGAGUUGAAACAAAGUUUGCAAUUUGCAACGGAAGUCCGUUAUAUCGACUGGUUGGAAUCGACGGGUAGUGUCCAACAUUUAGUUGUUGUUUUAAAAGAGGGAAUUAUUCAUUAUUAUUUGCGUUUGGGGCCAACUUUUAGUUCGAUAACUGUCGAUGAAGGUACUAUGACUGCAGUCAUAAAUGGGAGGGAAUUACUGCUUGUGGAUACUUUAAAAAAUAUUACAAUGAAACCGGAAGGCGAGAAUAUCGACGCCAUAAAAUUCGCGUUCCCCGACACCAUGUCACAAGUAGUGUUUAACACAACCCUGCCUAUGUUUUUAUGUAUUGAUAGCAGCAAUAAGGUCCGAAUUUACACUUACAGAAGUAACAAUAUCUCCGUUAUUUCCGAUCACAUUGGAUUUAUGUUACCAAUUUUAAACGCAUAUCCUUUGCAAAUUCAUCACGUCGCAUUUUGUGAUCAGUAUUUUAUUAUGUACAUACUUGAUAAUGAUAGACCUAAAGAGCUUAUUUUUGAUCUGUCGAAUAAGAUGUGCACUAAAUCGACUCCGUGGAGAGCUGAUAUUACAGGAGUAAAAUUGAUUAAAACGUUUAAUAGGGAAAUUAAAAAAUAUACUUUUUAUAGUAAUGGGGAUUUAUAUUUAGAUCUUGAUUUGGUGCGAAACUACACACAUUUAAUAAUCAAAAUGGAGAGCUUUUGUUAUCAAAAUAAAGAUUAUUUGCUCGUCCUUGAUAACGCCAAUCGAUUGUUCUGCGAUGAUAUCUUAGUAGCGGAUAAUGUAACAUCAUUUCUUACGUUUUAUGCAUAUAUUUUGCUUACGAGGAGUAAUAAUAUGUUAUACAGUUGCCGUCACAACAUUUUUUUGGAUUGUAUUCGUAAGAAUAAACCUUGGGAAAUAUUCGAUUUCAGAAGUAUUCCCGUUGGAGGAGUCUUAGUAGCGCCAAUUCCCUACAAAUUAAGUAUUUUAAUUCAAGACACUGUUGGAGUUUUAGAAAUAAUUUCAACCGGAUUAUUAGACGUUGACUACGUCAACACCUUAUUAGACAGAGGAUUAUGGAACAAAGUACACACUGAAAUUAAGUUACGCCAUUUAAACCUAAAUGUAUUGGCUGAUACAAACAUGACAAGGUUUACCACAAAUAUUGAGGCAUUCAUCCAUUCCACCCAAAAGCAAUAUUUGCAAGAUUUUGUAUUAAAACUCAGCAGCGGUAAUGUACUUGAAACGAUGAAUUGCAAACAUCAAUUCGUUAACAUCACCUCUAACGUAAAUAAAAUAAGCGAUAUAUGCUCGCUUAUCGUUAAUUCUUUGAAAGAAAAGGAUUUAGAAACAUAUUUUGGGACAACUUUGUUAGCUAUGAUAAAAUGGAAAGGACUUUCGGGGGGUGUUGCUUACGCGCAACGAGUUUAUUCGCUAGGUAGUUCGGAGUUAAAUAAAAUAGUUGAAGGGGGGUUAAAAUUAAUUUGUUCAUUGUUUAAUGCAGACGACGUUUUAAUUCAAUGUCUCAAAACGUACGAUUUAGAUUUUGCUUUAUUCUCUCAUUUCAUACAUAAUCGCGAUCCUGCCGCCACAACGACUUUAAUCGAUGCUUUUUACGAUUCCCAAAAUGACAGCGAAUUAAGAUACAAAGUUAACCACCAAGUUGGAGACUACAAAGAAGCGGUUAAAUAUUUAGUGUUACAUUUAUUAGAUACCGUCAAAGAAAAUCCGCACCAAAUCUCUUACGAUGAUGUUAUCGAUUAUGCAUUGAAAUACAAUGAAUUAGAAGUUCUUUAUGAUUUUUUGAAGAAACAUGCGGUUAGUAUUCCACGGUUAUGCUUCGAGUUAGCUUUAGUUAACGAAGAGCUUAAUCGAAAACAACGCGCGGCCGAACUUUACUUUGAAGCCGGUGAUUUAGAAGCUGCAUACACAGCUUACACUUGUAUGUUUAAUUGGAUCGAAGCGAUUAAAGUUCUCGACGCGAUGAAUCUUGAUGAAAAAACGCAUAAAAAUCGUUUAUCGAAUUUCGCUGAUCAUUUAAGCGCCGCAGGAUAUUAUAGCGGUGCUAAAUAUAUACAUUUAAUGCAAAAGAAUUACCACGAGGCGAUUGUAGCAGCGAUUGCCGAACACGCGUACAUAGAAGCUCAAGAUUUGAUCGAAGAAUAUGAUCCCGAGAUGAUAUGGGUUUUAAGAACGGAAGCUCUCAACUACAUUUCAAAAUUGGAAGAUUUGUUAGAAAAUACUACAGAUGACUUGGAAUGUUACCUCUACAGAAUCGUCGAGAUUCGUAAUCGUCGCCGUAUUGGCACUUAUUCGAAUGUGGGAAACUCACUUCCACAAUCUUUAAAAUCAAACGGUGGCGAUGAUAAUGAAUCUCGUGAUGGCGCCGAAAGUGUUCGCACUACUUUCUCUUCGGUUGUAAGUCGUAGUUCCACUUCCAGCAGAAAAAGCAAAAAAGAAACAAAGAAGUAUAUCGAUAUGCGUCAUGGUGGGCUCUACGAAGAUAUCGCGAUCAUGCGAACCAUUCAUUUGAAAAUAAAACAAAUUGAUAAUAUGGAUAAUGAUUUAAACAAUAUUGUUGCUGUAAUUGGCGGCACAUCAGACGAAGGUGUAAGCAACAUUUUACUUAGAAAUUAUAACAAGUUGUUUAAUUUUAUUCAAGAAAUUAUUCCCAAAGUUUGGAUUAACAACUUGAACAAUAUGGAUGUAGUCAACGAAGAGUUAUUAGCGGCUAGAACCAACAUUAUUUUCCUUGAGUAUCAAUAUCGGUUGGCUCCAGAGAUUACUCGAUUUGUAAGAGGCGACGAAGAAUAGAUUUUAAUAGUUUUUUUUUUACUAGUGUUUUCGAGUUUUAUGUUUUAAUGUUAUUCUAGCGGCUGUGAGAGUUUAUGUUUAGUUUUUGUUUAUUUUGACGUUAAUAAAA